Molecule: messenger RNA, 3176 nt
Organism: Scomber japonicus (chub mackerel)
Lineage: Eukaryota; Metazoa; Chordata; Actinopteri; Scombriformes; Scombridae
Product: semaphorin-4G-like
Exons: 7
Coding region: 45-1763 (572 amino acids)
Biological process (GO): negative regulation of axon extension involved in axon guidance; positive regulation of cell migration; axon guidance
Molecular function (GO): semaphorin receptor binding; chemorepellent activity
Source: RefSeq, a predicted model, not a curated record
CUUCCAGCGACAACUCUUCUGACCAAUCAGUGGCCGGCAGUCUGAUGACGUCACAUUUAGUAUCGGCUCGGCUCGCUUGGAACCUCAGCAGAGCAGGAAGAAUAUCAAAGCGUCUGCUAUCUGCCAGUACGCCUUCUCAGAUGUGCAGAAGGUUUUCGAGGGGCCGUACAUGGAGGUGCAGGACUCAAAGUGGAGGGAGUAACACGGGAAAGGUUCCUGAGCCGAGACCUGGAUCUUGUAUAACAGAUCUGCACAAAUCUCUGAACAUCAACUCAUCUCGAGAUCUACCAGACAACGUCCUCACUUUCGCCAGGAGGCAUCCUCUGAUGGCGAGCCAGGUGCAGCCGAUAGGAGUUCGCCCGCUCAUGUUCAAGAGAAGCGUCAACUACGUCAAGAUCGCCGUGCACAAGCAGCCGGCGCUGGACGGAAACAUCUAUACCGUCCUAUUUCUAGGAACCGAUGACGGCUGGCUGCACCGAGCCGUGGACAUCGACGGCGACAUGCACAUCAUAGAGGAGCUGCAGCUGUUUGAUAAAGCCCAGCCUAUAGAGAGCAUGGUCUUAUCCUCUGCUCUGCGGAGCAUUUACGUGGGCUCUCACUCCGGAGUCGUCCAGGUACCGAUGUCGGCCUGUCAGAGAUACACUUCCUGUUACGACUGCGUGUUCGCCAGAGAUCCCUUCUGUGCCUGGGACGGGAAGGUGUGCGUCGAAAUAUCGUCACGUGCACAGAGGUCAAACCUCACUCAGGAUGUCAUGAGAGGAGUCAGAGGCUGUAAGGAGAAUUCAGGAAAUGUGGUUCAUCGGAGGCGUUCUGUGAUGUCCGGCGAUGAUGUGCUACUCCAGUGCGAACUCCGCUCCAACCUGGCGACCCCACGCUGGACGCUAAACGGCAAAGAUCUCCAAGGAUACGGGCUGAGUUCGGGCUACCGCAUCGGCACAGACGGCCUCCUGAUAAUCGGGGCUCGUUCUCAGCAGAGCGGGACGUACCGCUGCUUCGCCGUGGAGAACUCCGUCUCCGUUUUGGUUUAUCUUUACACCGUCAGAGUGCACACAGAUUCCUAUUUCCCCGUCGAGCCCACAGCCACGACUAACCCCACCACGGUUUCCAGCCCGACCGUUUUCUCCACCACCAGCAGCCCCACUGAGCAGCCUCUGCCCUCCCCUCCCGCCCCGAUGCCUCCGGGACCCGAAUUCCAGACGUUCAGACACAUGGAGGCCGUGUACAUCUCCCUGGUGGCGGUCCUCGGAGGGCUGUGCCUGGUGUUGACAGUGGUGCUGCUUUACGUGAGCUUCUGCACCAGACAGGCCUCUCGGGACAGGAAGUUCUCCCAGCAGGGGCUGCAGGUCCUUGGGGCGUCUGAGAGAAAACGGAGCUCCCAUUUCGAGCUUAAAACCAUCUCCAGCCACUGCAACGGCCGCCAGAGUCGUCGCUCCAUCUCAGUGCCGACGUUUGCAGACUUGGGCGACGGCUUUCUCCAGAUAGUCCCAGGUGAGGGGCAGCUGUCUCCAGCCAGAACUCCUCCUCCAGCUCCUCCUCUUCCUAUGCCGCCCCCGCUGCCCAACAUGGACUACGCCAACGGGCUUUCGUCCACUCUGCCCAGCGUGCUGCGGAAGAUGAACGGGAACAGCUACGUGCUACUAAGCCAGGCGGACGCCGAAGGCAUGUCGCCGCUCUACCACUCCUUCACAGAGGAGCUCAACAGGAUCCUGGAGAAGAGGAAACACACACAGCUGGACAUGCAGCCUGACGAGAGCUCCAUCUAGGACCCUCCUCUCUGUCUUUUAUUGGUUAUUUAUUUAUUUCUAACCCCAACGGUGACCCCCUGUAAGUCGUGGGAAAAACUGUUGUAUCAAACGCUGCUGUUAUUUACCCAGUGUCAGAGUAUCUGCAGGUCCCGUCCCGAAGCCCUCAUGUGACAAACGGCCCUGAUGGACAAAACUAACCAGAGAUCACGAUUCUUCUUCUGGAGCUGUGAAAACUUUGGCCUACUUUGGACUACACUAUAACAUUUUCUUUUUUCAAAAAUCACUCUGAAUGGAGAGCUGGAUAAUGUUACCUCAGUGUAGAUACUCUGGAGGCCAGUGAACGACGGUGGGCAGGUGGCAGAGAAAAGGAUAAAGGGACAUGGGUACAAAGAUUAAAAUCAGGCUGAACAACGUCAACGUCAAGGAGGCGAUUUUUUUAAGACUGUGGAGGAGUUCAGAAAGUGUAAAAUUAGCCAAAAUCAGUUUUUUUGCAUUAUUACACCACAUAGAGUUAGGUUACUGCAGGAAAUACGAACACAUGGCCCCUAUGUGUUGGACUUUUGAUGUGCAGAUGUUCCUAUUUGUCCCUCGUGAGCGGUUUUGACUCAUCCAUUUCCCCAGGACUGUUCUCCGUAUCAAUAACUGCCAUCCAUUAAAUCCUCCGACAGGGCUUAUGGUAAUACUAGCGGAUCCACCUGGUAUGCAUCGUCUGGCAUUUGGCACCCCCGCUCUUCACUUCAAGACAUUUUAAGGAUUUUUAUGAGCAAAAAAAAGGAUUGAUGGCAACAUUUCCAAACAGUCAGAAACAAUUCAUCUCUUCAUAUACAUCAUCAUCUUGGCACAUCUCAACUUCUGAGUCACAUCAGUGGCUAAUAAAGAGACACAACCCCCUCCUCCCCCCCCCCCCAGCUCCUCACUCAUAUGUGCUGACCCCUUCAGUCUCUUCCUAUACAUGCACUUAUCUAUCAAACUAAAGGACUAUUAAAAGACUUGUCAUAACAAGCUGAAAAGGAAGCGAUGUAUUUAUAUGUAAUGAGCAUAUGGACGGACUCAGCUGAGAGGAAUCGUUGUCAAAGUGAUGUUUUGAAUCACUUCUUUUUUCUACAGGAAGAGAUAUGAAUCCUGCUGCAAACUGGAAUCCAUUAUAUUGCUGCUACUAAUUUAACAAUUACAUUUUUUGAUUAAUCUUUUAGUCUAAAUGUCAUAAAAGUAGUUUAAAAAUGCAGAACAUCAUUUCUCACAAGUCGUCAAUUUCUCCAAAGUGAUUCAAUUUCUAAUUAUACUCAAACAGAAAAAAGCUAAAUUCUCACAUCCUCACUUUUCAAGCCUCUCUGUCUGUAAGCCGUCAGAAAGUGAAUGAUCAGUAUCACUUCAACAAUCCGUCUCUGUUACAUUACAAGAGAGCACAAAUCAUACAUCGCAAUCCAUGCA